Molecule: messenger RNA, 579 nt
Organism: Aspergillus tanneri
Lineage: Eukaryota; Fungi; Ascomycota; Eurotiomycetes; Eurotiales; Aspergillaceae
Exons: 3
Coding region: 1-579 (192 amino acids)
Source: RefSeq, a predicted model, not a curated record
AUGAAGUUUUCUUUCGCUGCCAUGACUGGCCUUGUUGGCGCCAUCAGUGCCUCUGCCGUCCCUUACGCCAUUCCCUCCUUAUCAGCGACUCCUUCCACGACUCCAACACCGACCCCAACCCCAACCCCAGGUGCUGGUCUUCCUGAAGCAUUCACGUUGGUUGCUGAUGGUGGUUGGACCGUAAUGACUGAUGGCCAGUAUGCCUAUUAUGGUGGCAACAGCACCGACAAGGAGAUCCUCAUCCUUCAUUCCGGUCCGAACGGCGCUGUCUCCUUCACCUCCAGGAAUGGCGUCCCCACGGCCUUCCAGAGCCUCUACGUCGUUGAGAACAAUACCCUGCCUCUGGGCCUCACCAUUCCUCACUCGGGGGCCGUCCCCACCGGCGCCAGCACUCUGAAAUUUGGCGUCAAUGAGCAGGGAUACUUCACCCAUGACGGCAAGCCCUGGUUCGCCGUCGAAAGCUACGGCACCAACACCCUCAAGACCAUCUACUGGUAUGGUCGUCACAGCUCCACCUACCGCGCUGCCAACCUGUGGGUGAAGGCCAACCUGUGGGUGAAGGAGUGCAAGGGCUGUUAA